Messenger RNA from Westerdykella ornata, 1250 nucleotides. RefSeq lists its product as uncharacterized. The record is from RefSeq and is a predicted model, not a curated record. Lineage: Eukaryota; Fungi; Ascomycota; Dothideomycetes; Pleosporales; Sporormiaceae. The coding region runs from base 147 to 1022 and encodes 291 amino acids. The transcript is spliced from 3 exons.
CAUUCUCGUCAUUCGAGCGUGUUGCACAUCCAGCGUUCUUUAACACUCCGCCGCUCCUUCCUUUCACUGCAACAGGAAGGCUGCUGGGAAAUUGCCUCGUCUUAACAACCAACGACCAGUGAUUGGACCACAAUCAUCACGUCACCAUGGCUGCCCCGAUUUCUCCUUCCAUGGGGCCCAUCCACCAGCCAGCCUCCCCUCAUCCCGGUCGGUCACGCAAACUCUCCAUGCGCAAGAGCUUUGUUUCAACCCCACUACCCCCGGGUCUCGAGUCACCACGUAUGCCUUUGCCUCCUCAGGACACUGAGACGUUUCGCUACGACCCCGCCUUCCUUCCCCGAUGGACUCCCGACCAUGCUCUCUGGAUCCGUCUUCCCGACGAGCUACGGAGUGCGCUCACCAAGUUGCAGCGUGCCGGUGCUGCCGUACUGACUGACUAUGAAAGAUUGGAAUCUCUGAGCGGAGAAAUCGGUUUUGGAUCGGACAGUCCUGAAGAUGAAAUGAUGCUCCAGCUUGAGGACAGUGUGUCCAGCUUCUCCAGUUUCGAUCGUGUCUCGCGGCCCCCUCUCCGUUCCGACUCAAGCGCAUCUUCCUCUGCAACCUUCUCUGUCAGAUCCUCGCGGUCGCCCUCGCCUCCCACGUCCCUGUCUCAAACCACAUCGUCGCUCUCUCCGAGCUGCCUGACCCCGUCCGAAAUCUCGUGCCCGCCCGUCCUGGCCCGUGGCCUUCCUCGGGAACGGUCUUUCUCGACGCCCCAGGAUCCCCAAAACGCCAAAUACGUUGCCGAGCUUUCUCACAUUCGCACCAUUUCAAUUCCGCGUCUCCGUCACGCAGCGCGUCAGGUGGAUGGAGUCUUGACAACCAUCCGCACCGACGGCGGUUUGGAAUCCGACGACCUGAACGACUUUGAGAACUGGUGGGCCGAGAAGCAUUACGCAAUCACCAGCCUCGAGGAUAAGACGAAGCGCCUGUGCGCAGCCGCGAACGUCCCUUCUAGUGGCGUGGGAUGGACUGCGCCGUGACUGGCAGACCUUCAAACGAACCAAUUGCCCCGCGGUUCCGCCUUGUCGUCUGCAAUCCGUUGCGUUGAGGGGCGUUGGUAUCGACUUCUCAAAAGGUCAAUUGUAUGAGGUCGUUUAUGACGGAGGCCGUUUCGGCGAAGACUGCCUCUUUUUCUCUUCGGUUUCAGUGGUUACUAAAGGCGUUCAGGUGUGUGUACGGCCGGUGUUACCAUAGUGUAUGGAAUCUUC